CUCUCUCUCUCUCUCUCUUUCUGCGAUAUAUUCUCUCUCUUGCUUUUAAAAAUGUGUAGGAAGAGGGGCAUAAGGCAUGAGAGGAUGAUAGAGCUGCUAACCUGCUGCUGCUUUUGAAUGGAGUGUUUCUUAAGAUACUUAAGUGCUCCAGCUGAAACUUCAGCAGAGACACACUCGAGAGGAUCUAAUCAGGCAGGGGAUCAUGCCACCGCUAAAGAGUCCAGCUGCCUUCCAUGAACAGAGACGCAGUUUAGAGAGAGCCAAGACUGAGGAUUAUCUGAAGCGUAAGAUUCGUAACCGCCCUGCACGUUCAGAAUUGGUCAGGAUGCACAUUUUGGAGGAGACGUGUGCAGAGGCAUCUCUGCAGGUGAAGCAGAUUAUGCUGAAGAGAGCUCGUCUGGCUGAUGAUCUGAACGAUAAACUGUCUCAGAGACCUGGACCCAUGGAGCUCAUCCAGAAAAACAUCAUUCCAGUACCCAGCAGCAUCAGACAGGUCCUCAUAGAUGCAGAGAACUCUUUGUGUGGUGAGGACAGUAGUGAUGCUCUAUCUCCUGAUCAGCCUGUUAGUCAGGAUCCUCUCAAUCAGGACUCCUCUCUCAGCUCCGCCCCUCUAUCUGCCUCACCUGACCCAUCUGUCAGUGACUCCUCCCCUGCACAGGCUCCACCUCCUCCCCCGCCUCCUCCAUUACCAAUGACCACUGGUACCGACUCUCAGCAGAAAAUGACCAAUGGGAAACCAGCAGCACAGCAACCCAUGACUGGGCCAUCAAAGGGCAGUAAAGCUGCUGCUGAGCGCAGUAGGAAACAGAAGGACAGUAAGCCGAAGGUGAAGAAGCUGAAGUAUCAUCAGUACAUCCCUCCGGAUCAGAAGGUGGAGAGAGAGACUCUGCCCCCUCUGCCUGCUUUAGACUCCGCCUACUCCAAACUUCUCAACCAACAGCAGCUUUACCUACAGCUGCAGAUCAUCAGCCAGCAACAUCAUUUAAACUACCCCACCAUCCUGCCGGCCCCGCCCAGGCCUCCAGGAGAUCAGCAAGCAUCUUCAACCAGUGGCUGCUCAUCAACAAAGAAAGCUCCGCCCACUCAGCCUCCAUCCACCAAUCUGAGCAGUCGUUAUGACAUCAUAAAAUUUAAUAUACCUCCUCUGCCCCCCAACCUAGAGGAGCUGAAGGUGGCAGAGCUGAAGCAUCAACUGAAAAUCCGUGCCCUUCCCGUCUCUGGGACCAAAAAUGAUCUAAUAGAGCGUCUAAGAACUUUUCACGAGCAGAACGAGUGCACUACUCCCUCCAGCACUACUGAGGGCACUAGUGAGCCUGCAGCUUCUACCACCAAUACACCCCAAACCUCUCAACCCCCACCACACCUGCCACAGACCGUCCAAUCCCAAACCUCCACCACAAUCCUCCACCAACCAGGAAACAGCAGGGUGGUGGUGGCAGCUCUUCCAUUUGUUGCCGCAGUGGGCAUGUGUAGGCCUCCUCCUCCCUCUGCUGAUCAUUCUCAGAUAGUGCAGUUUGGGAGUUGUAGCCCCUCCUCACCUCUUUCUCCCUCCCACUCUGAACAUUCACUGGCUGGAAGGAGUCCGGAUGGUCACGCCUGUAAUGGCGAUACAGUUGGAGAAACGGUGAGUUCUCCUCUAACGCAGCUCUCCCUCCAGCACUCACCCCCCACCCCGCCCACCGUCCACAUUAUAGAUUCCCCUCCUCCCCCUCCUCCAGUGGCCCGCGGCCCCUCCCUCCUUCCCCGGCCCACGGCGCCCCCUGGGGAUAAGGACCAGAUGCUGCAGGAGAAGGACCAGCGCAUCGCCGAGCUGACCCGCAUGCUGCAGCAGAAACAGCGACAGGUGGAGCGACUGCGCUCGCAGCUACACGACCAGCAGACCGUGGCCUGCAUAUCCCUCCCACCAAUCACAGUGAAGGAGGAGCCUCUGGACAUCAGCAUGGAGGAAGUGGAGGAGAUCGUGCAGGUGGAGCCACAGCAGCAAAACUGCUUAGAGGAGUUUAUCCUUCAGCAGAACCAGCUCAACCUGCAGAAACCAGCACAGAACAGACGCAAGAAAAAACAGACCAAACAACAGCCCCAACCACGACAAACUAACACUCAGCACUCAGGUACCCCUCUUUCCUCCCAACUUCUAGUGGACUGCCCGAAAUCUAACUCCACCCCAUCACUGGUGAGAAAUGGCAACAGUAAUCGUUUCCUGCUAACCCAGACCAAUCACAGCACAAAUGGCCGAGCCGACAUGGGCACUCAGAACAAAGUGGCCAAUCGGGUCCAUCAACAGAGACUGAAGUCGACACCCAGCAAGUUACCCAGCCAAUCAGCACCAAGUAUUGAAGUUCAACCAAAGCAGCAGACCAUCUGUAAACAGCCCCUCAAGAAGGCGCUGAAACCUGAGAAACAUGGCUCGGCCAAUCACAUCAAAGCACGCUCGGUGUCAUUCUGCAUGCCUUCCAAUGUGCAGCCGUUUUGCAGCACAGUACCGUCUCCUAACAGCCCAGUUCACUGUUCUGUGAAUCAGAGGGAGGAGAUGUGUUUGGGUGUGGGUCAGCAUGUGCUAUUCACUCCUCCCUCACCUAAACCAAUCCCAUCAACCCCAACAUCACGAAGAAAGAAGAGUGGACGCACUCAGAAGAUAGACGAUCUGUUUGAUCUGCUGGUUCAGAGUGGAGAAAUCUCCUCCAAUUUUAGACCCACCCCGGACCCAGCUCUGUCCCGCCUCUGCGCCAGUAGCCCAUCCCCAAGCUCCUCCCCUCUCCAUCACUGUACCUCACCACUUACUCCCUCUGCCCCAGACACGCCCCCCAGACCUCCAGCUGAGCUGACUCCGCCCAACAGGUGGCAGAGCCCCAACAGAGGCGUAAACGGCCGUCUAGAGGAUUUCCUCGAGAGCACCACUGGAAAGCCCUUGCUGGGGGUGGAGUCUGGAAGUCACGUGACUGUGAUUGAUGAGCUUCACAGUCAACUACUGAGCACGCCCAGCAUUCUGGAUCAUCCUGCUUCUCCAAUGGACACAUAUGAGUUGGGACUUUCCUCCAGUCACACCGGGCUGGAGCUGGCCGAGUCCGCUCUCAGCAGCAUGGAGUGGCUGGACCUGGGCAUCGGGGGGUCAACUGGGGACGGAACAGGACACACACAAUCCUGUGUGUUUUCUACAGACUUUCUGGACAGCCCAGACCUUCAGCUGCACUGGGAUUGUUUAUAGCCGAGUGAUCUCUCUCACACACACACACACACACACACACACACAUAUAUAUACACACCUUAAAGAAGUAUUUUAAAAAGCUGUAAGAAUAUGAUUUCAUCCAAACAUUUGCUCUAAACCUAAAUAUAGUCGAUCAGGUCUAUACUGUUUGGUGUCUCCUUCUCCUUAAGCUUCGCACUGAAAGCAAUGAAAGCAGGCAAAAUGGACAAAAGUAUUGGGACACCUGCUCAUUCAUUGCUUCCUCCAAAAUCACGGGUAUUAAAAAAGAGUGUAUUCUGCUUUUGUUGGAGUAACUGUCUCUACUGUAAUAUUAUACUGUACCCCUCUAGCCCAAACCUGGUAUUAGGCAUGUUUUAAUAACUUAAUGUUUAUUUAUAUGCUUCAGAGAUUCUUCUAUUCCACUGGCCAUACUUUUCUACAUGGACUAGACAAGCUGUCAACUUUGCAUUAGCACAUCUGUGUCACCAAUGGAUGCAACUAAAAGGUCCUGAAAGCAGAUAUAUACAGACUCAAGCUGUAGUAACUCAAGAAAGUGAAGCAAUAAUCACUAUACUCAGCCUCUCUAUCAUGCCCUGUGGUUUAGUAACAGCAGAUUAAGCAAUAUAAUGGUCACAUAAAGGUAGGUUACCUACUGAAUGUACUGUAUUUAAGAACAUCAGCUUUGAUGUAUCCAGGUUUAUGCCAAUGUCUGUAGACUUUACUAACCACCUUAAGCAGGGGGCUCAUUAAUGGUCCUGGAGAUCCACCACCCUGGAGGUUUCAGAUCUAAGGCUGUGUUCAGACUGGAGUCAAUUUGGAUUCUUUUGUUUUAAUCUGGUUUGUUAAAAUGACUGUUCACACUGUUAUUUGCAAGGGAUAAGAUCGGAUUUGUUUAAUUGGUCAUUACAAACAUAUCUCCUUUGGUUGCUGUGGAAUCAAGGUUGAGGUGUUGUGACAAAAAAGACAUGCUAAAAUCUUGUAAUCACAUUUAAAUGAACUCCAAAUCUCCAAAUCUGAUUUCAUGUGGUUUCCAGACUAUUAAAAAAAUAUAUCUGGACGCUAUAUAAAUAUGCUCCAAAUCAGAUAUGGGCUGGCACUCUUAACAUAGCCUGAUACACAUGAGUUUAUAAUGUUCUCAGGUCCCUAAUGGCCUGUUUACCUGGUUUAAGUGUGUGAGAUUAUGGUAUUGGGUGAACUCUUGCGAGUGGUAUGUCUCCAAAACCAGGAAUGAACACCCCUGACCAAAAACAAAACCCUGAAAGAGAACCCUCUCCUGGCCUCUGAUUCAGCACUAAAAUCCCUAUCUAACACUCCCAGGCAAGGUUUUUAUUUUUAUGACCCGAAGAUAGUGAGCUGUUGGCUGCAGAACGCAGCAAUAGCAUUUGAAGCCAGCCCUGCUGAUGCUGAGAACCCAAGUGCCUCACGUCCCUCCGGCUGCAUGAAUGUCUCUCACAUGUCUGCGUUUCUGUACUUUUCUAUUCUCCUUGUUUUUAAUUGCACAACCAAUUCCAAAUAAAAGCCAGUCUGUUUCA
Astyanax mexicanus (Mexican tetra) is the source of this 4716-nucleotide messenger RNA. RefSeq names its product myocardin related transcription factor Aa (gene mrtfaa). Lineage: Eukaryota; Metazoa; Chordata; Actinopteri; Characiformes; Acestrorhamphidae. The coding region runs from base 203 to 3205 and encodes 1000 amino acids. The transcript has 17 exons. Gene Ontology annotation, biological process: smooth muscle cell differentiation. The record is from RefSeq and is a predicted model, not a curated record.